UACGUCAGUCAAGUCAAGCGCAGUCAAGUUUUUGGGGAUUUUUUGUUGUGCUAUUUUUUGUUUGAGGAAAACUUGAAGAUUUAUCCCAAUGGUGAAAAGAUAGACCAUACAAUAUUCUAUAAUGUUGUUCCUAUCGUACAACUGUAUAACAUAAACAAACUGGCCACUGUUUUUACAAACUGCACCUGAAACUAAUCAGCAGUCGUAUCAUAAAAAUUCACAACAUGAUACAAUAACAGAAAAACAUUGCGUCACGAUUUAUAAAAAAGACGUAAUUCCAACAGUAUCUGGCGUAAUUCCCGUCGCCAGCUACCAAGUUCGUGGCUGUUGGACAGAUAACCGUAAGCUCGCGAGCUGUACGGUUGGUUGUGAGUGCAAACAUUUUGAUGAUAUUGGACGAUAAUUUUGAGGAGAUGCCUCCUACGAAAAGGGGCAAGCGUGUUAGCGACGCUGACGACGAGGACGACGAUUACAGAAGAAAGAGAGACAGAAAUAACGAGGCCGUCAAGAAAAGCAGAUUCAAGUCAAAGCAGCGGACACAAGAAACUUUCACACGGGUCAAUAAAUUGAAAGCUGAAAACCAAAUGUUGGAAGAAAAAGUCAAAACGUUAACAAAGGAGCUACAAUUCCUGAAAGAACUCUUUUUGGCGCACGCAUCGAACACACAGAACGCUAAAUUUGAUGGCAUAGAUCUACAAAAGCUGUUGGAAGAUAUUCCCGAUGAAAAACCAGAGAGCGGAAAGAGCAAAUGAUGUUAAGAUAGAACAUGGACUUGAUUGUAGUAACUUCUAUGAAGUUACUACAAUCUAUUAGGGAACUAUUAGGAUGUAAGAUAUAAAUAAGAUUCAGGGCUGAAUGAUAAUAAAUGCCUUUUUUGAUAGUUUCCAGAUAACUGUAUGUACAAAAAAACUAUUAUUCAACAUUACCCACACUUUUGUCUCGUAUAUUCUACAUCACCUACUUGUUUAUACACUGUACUGUACACAAUCUGUAUUAGCAUUGGGUGAAUAUAAUUUUAUUAUACUGGUAAUUAGACAUAGCAAUAAAUAAUGUACUAGACAAGUUUAAAUAACCAAUUGAAGUACAAUGUAGACAUAAUUAUUACUCUUCAAACACUUGCCCUCUUUCUUUUCAAAAAUUGUGAGUUAAUUACCUAAGAUUUUACUUAGAUAUAUUAGAAAGAAUAAGGCACAAAAUUGCAAUUUGAACACUUUAUAAUAAUUAGUUGUUACAAAAAGUAAUAACAAUCUGUUACUUUGUAUUUGAAUUCUGUCUUAUGCACAAGAAAAUGAUUAGUGCAAUUUCAGUUUUUGAAUAAAUUAAUGUAAUCAUUUGGAAACCUACAAUAAGUUUUAACAGAACUAUUCUAGAUGCAAUAAAAUGCAAAGAUCUGUGAUUUACCAACAUUUAUGAUUGUUUAAAUAAAACAACUGGAUUUAAUUAUGUAAUUUUAUUAAUAAAAAUAGAUUCUUAUGGAUUAUGUAACUUUAAUACAACUAAGCGGAACUAUACAAUUUAAAAAAUAAAAUCAAUUUUCUAAUUAAACAUGUUUCAGUCAUUUGUUUCGAAAGCCCUAAAUAACUUCUACAAUUAGACAAUAUAAAAAACUCCGUAACAUUUAGCAAAUAUUAUAAUUUACAAAACAUUACCCAAACAUCACUCAUAAAACAUAUCAUUAUACACAGCCCAUUUGAAAAGAUAUUUGAUUAUAGGGAAAAAAUAUGAAACUAAAAGAAUAAAUUUAAAAAA
This is a messenger RNA of Ostrinia furnacalis (Asian corn borer), 1749 nucleotides long. RefSeq names its product Inverted repeat binding protein 18 kDa (gene Irbp18). Bases 387 to 752 code for a protein of 121 amino acids. Gene Ontology annotation, molecular function: RNA polymerase II cis-regulatory region sequence-specific DNA binding; DNA-binding transcription factor activity, RNA polymerase II-specific. The transcript has 2 exons. Lineage: Eukaryota; Metazoa; Arthropoda; Insecta; Lepidoptera; Crambidae. The record is from RefSeq and is a predicted model, not a curated record. Gene Ontology annotation, biological process: DNA-templated transcription; regulation of transcription by RNA polymerase II.